Oryzias latipes (Japanese medaka) is the source of this 3132-nucleotide messenger RNA. It is a transcript of the gene hspa13, whose product is annotated as heat shock protein 70 family, member 13. Gene Ontology annotation, molecular function: ATP-dependent protein folding chaperone; ATP binding. The record is from RefSeq and is a predicted model, not a curated record. Lineage: Eukaryota; Metazoa; Chordata; Actinopteri; Beloniformes; Adrianichthyidae.
AUCACGUUUUGGGACAACUGUUAACGUCGUGCCUUUCUGGGUCUUGCAGUGAAAGACUGAGAUCCAACGUUGAAAGGCCAGCACGAGUGAGCUUUACACAAACUACAUCACCCAGAAUCCACAAAGCUCGACGCAAAGUUGACGUGUGUUUAGUUGACGGACCACAAAAUUCUCACCAUCGUCACAGUUACCGGGCAUAGCUGUGUUUUUAUGAAGAAUAUUUUUGGUUGAUACUUUGAUACGUUUAGUGAAUUUUGUUGUUAGCGUGCAACGAUGUCCGGAGAGCUGUCUAUGAUCGGCUCGGUCAUCCUGGCUCUGUUUCUGGCUGGUUACCUCGGCCAGCAGUACUUGCCGCCUCCUAAGCCUAAAGUGAUCGGCCUGGAUUUGGGCACCACGUUCUGCUCCGUGGGGGUCUUCCACCCGGGAACCGGGGAGGUGGAAGUGAUAGCGGACGAGCAGGGGAGAAAGAGCAUCCCCAGCGCCGUGUCCUUCACCGCCACAGAGGUGCUGGCUGGACACGAAGCCCUGGAGCUGGCGGACAGCAACGCCCACAACACCUUCUACGAUGCGAAGAGGUUCAUCGGAAAGCUCUUCGAGCCGGGACUGCUGGAACAGGAGAGCGCCCGGUACCCGUUCAAGGUCAUCAACAACAAUGGAAGCGCUGAGUUUGUGGUCUUCACCAAUCGCUCCUUCACCGUGACCCCAGAGUUCAUCGGCUCCAGGCUGCUGCUGAAGAUGAAGAAGAUGGCCGAGCUCCAGCUGGGGGUUCCCAUCCAGAAAGCUGUCAUCUCAGUCCCUGCAGAGUUUGACGAGAGGCAGAGGAACUACACCCAGAGGGCCGCUAACCUUGCAGGUUUGGAAAUCCUGCGCGUCAUCAAUGAGCCCACAGCUGCAGCCAUGGCCUACGGCCUGCACAAAGUGGAUGUGUUCAAUGUCCUGGUGGUCGACCUCGGGGGCGGGACCUUGGAUGUGUCUCUGCUCAACAAACAGGGCGGCAUGUUCCUCACCCGGGCGAUGGCAGGAAAUAACAAGCUGGGGGGUCAAGACUUCAGCCAGAAGCUGCUCCAGUACACCACAGAGAGAGUGCGUCAGGAGUUCGGUGUGGUCCCUACCCUCAAAGAGGACAUCCAUCACCUCCGGCAAGCAGUGGAAGCCGCCAAGCUCAACCUCACCCUCCACGCCACGGCUACAGUCAGCGUGCCGCUGCACCUUCACAGCCACCAGGCCUCCGGGGGCCCCAGGACCUCUGCGGUUCUCUUUCGGACGGUGAUCACCCGCGCGCUCUUCGAGGAGCUCAACGAGGAGCUCUUCCAGAAGAUCCUGGCGCCAAUCAAGACCGUGUUGGCGGAAGGCCACCUCGGGAAGGAGGACGUGGAUGAAAUAGUGUUGGUUGGAGGCUCCACCCGGAUACCACGGAUCCGGGAGAUCAUCAGGCAGUUCUUUGGGAAGGAGCCCAACACGUCGGUGGACCCGGACCUGGCCGUGGUCACGGGCGUGGCCAUUCAGGCCGGCAUCAUGGGCGGCUCCUGGCCGCUGCAAGUGAGCGCGGUGGAGAUCCCCAACAGACACCUGCGCAAAACGAACUUCAGCUAAUCCUAGGACGCCGUCAGAGACCUGCCGCUGCAGCCAACGGUGCCAAACCUCAAACAUGCACUUUACAGAUCCACACAGCCGUCUGAGAAACGCCCCCUGCUGGGCAGUGGGAGCGAGGCAUCGGCGUGCCAGUGACUGCUAAAGCUUGCAGCGGUUUGGCAUUGAGCGCCACAGCAUGGCGUGCGAGCACGUUUGAGGUCACAGAUAAUAAUCUGCUGCUCAUUCAGGGAACAGAUGCUCGUGUUGAAGGCGUUUUGAGAAGAGCCGUUGCACCUUCAUCUUUAUUUAUGUCUGCUUUCUUUUUGUCAAAGUGUUUCUGCCUUUUCAGAAAGCUGCUAUUCGUUUGAGAGGAGCUCACAGUGCAGCUUCACAUCUGCACGCUUUCAUCAGCAAACGUAGAUUUGAGCUCCGCUAUGAAGCAUCAGGUCGUCUACAGUUUUGUCUUCUGCUGAGCUUCAGGUAAAAGUCCCCUGAUCCUCAAAAGAAGAAACAGAGGAGCCUUAAUGUUUACAACAUGUAGAAGCCUAAAAGGAAAAGGGUCAACUGGAGCAAAUCUCUUGUGCAUUUGUGGCUCUACAGAAGGACCAAAGUGAUGCUCAGUGGUGCCUUGUGUGCUCUGAGAAAGGUGUCUCUUGUAUUUUUUGUUGUUUCUGAAAAAAAGACGUAAAGUAGAACCUCAAUGUGAACUUUUUUUUUUCUGUCCUGCUUUGAUUUGAGCAGGAAGGUCAUCUUCCAUUUCCCUCUGAGGCUCAGCAGCCCAGGCUGACCAGUUUACACACAUAUUAAAAUGGUGUUCUAUUGAAACAUUGUAUUUAUUUUAAAUACUUUCAAAUGAUGAAAAGCAAACAUUUGGGAUCUGAUUUUUCCUCCUCUGAACUAACAGAAACAAGGAGUUCCACCGUCUCUAUUAGAAGGAAAGACGAAUCGGACUUUUGUAGUUCUGCACUCCAGAUUCGGUCAAUUCUGAGGUUUGAAAGGAGUCCAGGGAUUUUUACCAUCUAUUCAUGUGGUUUUCCUCCUUUCAGAACCUUUGGAUUACAGGUAAAGGAAGGUGCUUCUCCUCCAUUCCCUCUCUAAAGCAGCCCAUGUGGUUUGAAAAGGGGGAUUUUUGAGCAAUCGUAUUCUGUAAAUCCAGAGAACGUUUGUCUUCCUGUGUCCCUCUGUCUGGUCUGGAGUUUAAGUCUUUUUCUAAAGCAGGGGGGGGCCCAAACGUUUUUGCUCAAAAGGCCAAAAUCUAAAUGUGAUCCCGCUCCGUGGGCCAAAUACGACACGUUUUUUUGUGCACGUCAUGAAAUAAAAGCAGAAGAAAAUGGUUCUACAGGAAACUCAGAGGUAAAAACCAAUAAAAAAACCGGUGCAAGUUAAAAUAUCACAAGCUUUAAUCUAGACUUUGGAGGCACAGUAAAACUCAAACACAAUCCAAAUGUGAGAAAACUUCAGCAUUCCCCCUUCAAAGCUCGAUUUUGCACUUUUAUUCCUCACUUUCAGAAAAACCAUGUUUCCUAAAAUCAAAAUAAAAGCGAUUAGUGAAAAGCUGAA